Messenger RNA from Leptopilina heterotoma, 754 nucleotides. It is a transcript of the gene ave, whose product is annotated as protein aveugle. The record is from RefSeq and is a predicted model, not a curated record. The transcript is spliced from 3 exons. Gene Ontology annotation, molecular function: protein binding. Bases 322 to 654 code for a protein of 110 amino acids. Gene Ontology annotation, cellular component: cytoplasmic side of plasma membrane. NCBI's taxonomy places the organism in Eukaryota, Metazoa, Arthropoda, Insecta, Hymenoptera, Figitidae. Gene Ontology annotation, biological process: cell surface receptor protein tyrosine kinase signaling pathway.
CAUUGUUUCCUAUUGUUGACAGUUCUCAACAUAACAAAACAAACUACUUUUUAUAAUCCAACAUAUAAUUAUUAAACUUGUAUUUUGCACUUUUAAAAUAAAAUUACAAAAGCUGAAAUGUUAAUUGGAGUUCAAGUUUUACGAAAAUUCGAAAUGAUUGUUAAUCCAUUGGAUCAGUGAUGAUGUUUUUGGUUUUAAUUUUUGUAACCUAAAAGUUUUGUUUACAUUUUGGUCAUUAUUUUGUUAGGUUUGGUCAUUUUUUGUUAGUUUAUGUCUUCAAGAGAUCCAAGAAGUUGAAAAUCUCUUUAUUAGGAAAAAAAUAUGGUUGAGGAAGUUGUGAAUACAAAUAAUAAUAAGCCGAAGGUGAAAACAGCGAGACCUCGUCCUGUUUAUUUAUGGAAUGUUUUGGAUGUACAAAAAUGGUUAAGGCGUCAUUGCAGCGAUUAUUAUCAAUUGUAUCAUGAAAAUUUUUUAUACCAUGACAUUACCGGAAGAGCUCUUUUAAGAAUAAACGAGAAUAUUUUACUUCGUUUGGGAAUCAAUAACCAGCAGCAUAGAAUGGAUAUUUGGAGGGAAAUUAUGAAAUUACAUCUAAAAACAGAUAUUCUUGAAAUUCGGGAUAUCGAACGUCGUAAUAAUAUGCAGUACGAUUAAUGUCGUAUACAUUUUAUUUAACAAAUACUAUUUGUUAGACAAGUGAUAAAAUAAUUAUUAUAUAACUGCCUGUAUAAAUAAAUUUUAUAUCACCAUUCAA